CGCGCCGGAUCAUCAAUUCAACAAAACGAUAGUUUUCAAUGCGAGUCAAGUAAAAUAGCUGAUGAUUUACGUAAGGAAUCAUGUGGCGCAUACUUCGUGUUUGCAGUUCUGCGAAAACUAGAAGACUGUUCAAGUCUUUAGAUUCACGACAACUCGUCACAGCACACAAUAUAGAGACUUUCCAAACACAAGGGGUCGUAUGUCUCAGGGGUGCGUUCAGAGAAUGGGUCGAAAAGCUGAAGAAAGGUAUUGCCACAAACCAUGCAAACCCCAGCAACGACCGCGGUGAAUGGAUCAAAAGCGAAGAUUCGUAGACCUUCUACUUCAAUGAUUAUUUUAACUGGCGUCGGAUCCCAGAGUUUGAGGAAUUUGUGCGUUUAUCGCCAGCUGCAGAAAUCGCCGGCAAACUGAUGAAGUCUGAGGUUUGUUUUGUUGUAACAAGGUUGGCCUGAGGCCUUGCUGCUCAAUCACAUUUACGAAAAGUUUUGGCACUCCAAAACAAAAGGCGGUUGGGUUAAUAAACUUUGACCAAUUCCGAUCGAAGACAUGCAAUUCCAUUUGACCUCCAAUAUAACUGAUUAUAAUGCGGCCAAUAUCUAUGCUAUCUGCCAGCAUCACGAAAACUCGCUAGGUAGCGUCGGGGCAAAAAUUUAGAACAGUAGCCUUGAGAAUCUGAGAAAACUUUCAAAGCAGGCUUUGAGUAUUAUAAAAAGUACAGAAUCUAUUCCUUAUUAUCUUCACUCUCCCCAUAUGUAAAACCGAGCGUUUGAAGAAAAGUUUUAUUUUCAGCCAUGUCGAGAAAGAUGUCGAUAAUUUUUCUUAUUUUCUCUUUGUUAUCAUCAGUAUUUGUAAAUAUCCCGUAAUUCAGCCUACGGCUGCAAUGGUGUUUAUAAUAAAGUAUCUAUCUAUCUAUCUAACCUACAAACCCAGGUUGGUUAUCUCCCCCCCCCCCCCCCCCCCCCCCCCCCCCCCCCCCCUCCAUAACCAAAACCACCCCCAACACCCCCACCAAAUAUUUGUAACCUCCGCUUACUCAAAAUAUGCUCCAGACCCAACCCCCACUAUCUUUUUUCAUUAACGACAAACACUUUCUUUCCCAACCCCCACCCACCCAAUACAAGAGACAGUAUGUACCAACGAUCGCGAGCGUCCACAACCCCCCCCCCCCCCCCCCCCACUUACUCCUGCCCCUAUUUGAAUCAAGCCGAUCCAAACACCUUACAACAUUGUGUAAUCCCAGGGCUUACAAUCAAUGGUAUGCUGCCAAGCUACCUGGCAUACUGUUUGUACAUGGGACAUCCCAUAUUUUACCCCCCACCCCCCAACUACUAAGUAAGGCAGGUUUUAAAAUAGGGGGCUCGGCUGUACACAGGCUUCCCAAUGUAUGUUGUGUGUGACUCCCUCCCUGUCUCAUUCUCCCCGUCACUUUGUCUUCUCCAAUCUUUCAGUAAGCAUGCAUGUAUUGAAACUUCAAUUCAGAUUAUGACACACCAUUUUAAGGUUUUGCAUGGUCAUUGCAGUUUAUAAUACGUUAAAUUUUCUUCAGUUCUCCCAGUUACCAUACGACCACCUCUCUGAGUAGUCACUGUGACAAUGCCAUCACUUGCAGAAAGAGUAGCUCAAUUUAAAUGAAUUAAUACACAAUUAAUUACAGUAGAAUGGAAAUCCAGAGUUACCAAUGUUGCAGUAAGCAAAUAACAUGUUUGGCUCUCAGUGGAUAACUUGCAUCCCAUCCGUCAAGGACAAUAAACUACAAAAAAAAGCAACUAAAAGCCCCUUUACAGUGUAUUUUUAGCAUUGAAUAGAGAAAGGUUGUUUGCAGUUACACUAAAUGUAUUGCUAGAAGUUUGCUGGCAAAUGUCAUACACUGUACAUGUAUGGGCUCUAGCCUGCAUAGCAAGCGUUUCUGUUUGGUUUUGUAGCAAAGAAAGACAGAGGAAGGUGAUUUUCAGUUUUGGCUGCGCAAAUAAUGGAACAAGAGCCAAAAAAUGAAAGCGGGGGAUGGAAAGGGAAAGGAAGAAAGUUUCCUUCCUUCCUUUCUUCCCCACCCUGCUCGUUUACUUACUUGCCCCAUUUUUCACAUGGUCUUUGACCCUCGUUCCUCUUUCUUUGCUCUGAAAGUGCACAGAAACCCUUGCCACACAGGCUAUACAGGCUAAAACACAAAAAAUAUCCACCAACAUACAUGCAAUUAAACUAUCAAAUGUUGAGAGUUUGCAAUUAAGUUUGAGGGUGAAUCAGCACUAAUUCAGUCCGACUGAUUCUACAUGUAUAUUUACAUUUGCUGUUUACAUUCACUUUUGAUCAUAUUUGCAUGGAAAAGGCGUGUUAUAAAUUUUUAAUUAUUAUUAUUAUUAAUCUUUUCUUUUUAAUUUGAAGUUUGCAGUGUUUUUUCAUGAACAUGUGUUUAUUAAAGAUCCUGGUACAACACGUGGGACACCAUGGCACCAAGAUCAACCAUACUAUCCUGUGAAUGGAAGGAAGGUAUUAUUGGAAAGUAUAAUUCUGUUCUUCCCCCUCCCCUCCCUCCCUGCCUGCCAACAACCCCACCAAGUCAAUGGAAAAUCUUAGGGGUAGGGAGUCAUGUCUUGAAAAUAAUUUAAAAUAAUUAUCAAAGUCUGCUUGCCUGGGACAGUUGCAAUCCUGUCUUAAUAGCAUAAAAUGAGAGGUUAGUUAAUAUGCUCUAAACUUUUAUUCAAUUCUUUCUCUGCUGUUUUUAUCAGUUUUGGACAAAAAAGAGAAAAAGAAAGAAUUAGCAAUUACAUGCUACUUCAUGUAUCAUUCACACAUGAUGAUUGAAGUUCUGAAUAAGUGCUGCAUGGACAAAUGAAAGAAUUAAUAAGUGGUGGAUAAGGUGCAUGGUAUAGGUUAGAGAGAUUCUUGCCUAGGUGCCACCCAUCAGGUCAGACAAGACUAGUUGUUAUGCUAAGUGUGAAAUGCACUUGUUGCCGUGAACAACCAGAAGAACCGUUAUCAAGCCUUGGGACAGUUGCAUAAGACUUAAUGUUAGUCAUAAGUGCUUAUACAUAGAGCAUUUUAAUGCUUCAUUUGAAAAAAAUGGAGAGUUUGAUUGGGCGAAUGUCAGAUUUUGGUUGUUAUGUCCGACGUUAAGAUUUAUGUAUUACUGGCCCCUGAAAGGUACCUACAUCACACUGUAUACCUGCCAACCUUUUUUCGUUUAUAGGCAUGACAUUUUUUAUCUUAAGAGUGCCACUGAAGAUUUUUCUUAGGGGUCCGAUAAUAUCUGAAGAUGUCCGAAGACAUUCCGAAGACUUCCAAAGAUGUUACGAAGAGUUCCGUCUAACACGAACAUAGGAACACAAAGGAACAUUGACUUCCCUACUAAAAAAAGAGAAUUUGGAGAAAGUCGAUCAUCUACAUAGACUUUUCUUUUCUCUCUUUGGUUCUGGUUUGUUUAAAUAAUUAAUAUAUUUUUCAAAAUUUUCUCUCUUUGGUUCUGGUUUGUUUAAAUAAUUAAUAUAUUUUUCAAAAUGUGUCAGUUUUUGCUGUAAUGGCGCAAACUUUUCUACUAGGCGUGACAAAUCGGAACACAGGCGUGAGUAGGCGUGAGAUCCAAGUUUUCGAUCCGCAGGUGUGUCAAUCACGCCUUAGGCAUGACACUUGGCAGGUAUAACACUGCAUUAUUUGGACUUAGUAGGAUCAUCAAGGUAAAAAAUCCAGAAAAUCCUGGAUCCUGAAAAUUUAAAUAAAAUGCCCAUAUUUAUAUAUCAAAUAUAUCCACAGAACUGUUCAUUAUGGCUACCAGUGACUCCUGUAUCUAAAGACUCCUGUUUGGAAUAUGUCGGUGGAUCUCAUAAAUGGGGGAAGUGGUUCAUUCCCAGGAAAUUUGCUUCCUCAAAAAAUUACAACUUAAUUGAUGACUCCAACACUAGCUGUAGCAAACAAGAAGCAUUUGAAGCUAUCCCUGACAUAGACGGAGAACCAGACAAGUAUGAACUGUUCUCGUGGGAUCUAGAGGUACAAUAGGUUACUGACCAGUGAAUUUUUAAGUGAUCGACUUUCGGAGAACAAUAAAAAAACAUUAGUCCUUAAAUUAAGCAGCUGCUUAGCCUGAAUUAUACCCAGCUUAGCACUGACCAGAUUUAGAGGAUGUUUUCCGAUAUCAGCACGACACUAAUAUUGUACUUAUAAUCAAAAGAUAAGGGGCAGUAGAAGGAACGGUAGCUCAGCGGGAUAAAACGGCCAAAGAUUUCAUGUGUUUUGCGAGGAAAUGGCUGAACUACUGCCUAGAAAACAGCAGAAUAGAGUGUCUUCCUGUUCCAGAAUUUUAAGGGUAAUCAAAUGCACCCUAAAUUUCAUCCCUGCUAUGAGUCAGGGUUAAGACCUUGAAUUGGCCGGCAUAAUAUUUCAGACCUGCCAAAGAAUUUAAGCUCACAUGGAGUGAGUCCUGAGUUCCUCUUCUCUAAACCAACAUCAUCAGUAAGGGUCUUAAGCAAGGUCAUGGCAGGUUGCACAAGUUACACGUAUCCGCCCUGCCCCCCUCACCCCCACCAGGGGGAGAGGGGAAGGAGGGAGAAGGGAGGCUCUGCCCAGAGGUCCAACCCCUUCCCUUUUACAUACCAUUUCGGAGCGGGAAGGUAUCCCUCUCGUAUACCUUUUAUUGCCAAUGGUACCCCUUUCACAUCCUUUGUGUAGAACGCUGCAGUUCUUUUAACUGCUGUAAAUGCACCGUUUUUCAAUUAUGAAUAAAUCACGAAACCAGAAACUUUUCUUGUCUUUUUCACUGCCAUAAAAUGUGCCUGUUGGCUCUUUAAGGUCCUUUCACAAACUCCAAUGGCAGAUUUCUCAACCCUUUCAUAUAGUUUAGCUAGUGAAAUCCGUUCCUUUUCAAAUACCUGAGGUAUGAAAAAGGUACCCCUUUCGGGCGGGGCCUUCCGUAUGGGCCAUUACAGGGGGUACGCCCCAGAAUAAACCCCUGGUAUGAUUUGGCUUUGCAGGUCAGCAUGAAGCUUUGAAUGAAGAAGGCAGUAGCCAAAUUAUGAAGGGACGUCUUUAACUCUCAAGUGAGACAAAGUCAACUUGCAGGCUGGCUUGUGUGUUAUCUUAAAUUUUAUUUUCUUUAUUCAUAGCCCGGUGAUUGCAUAGCUUUUCAUAUGCUCACUGUUCAUGGCGCCAAACAAACUAUUGACAUUUCUGGACGACAAGUGAUUGCCACUCGCUGGCUAGGAGAAGAUGCAACAUUCGCCAAUAGGCCUUGGGAGACCGCGCUUAGCUUUCCUUUAGGGUUACAUGAAACCUGGAGAUGCUUACUACACGAGUGACACUUUUCCAGUUAUGUGGAGAUCAGGACAGGACAGUGAAUGAACAGAUGAUAAAACAUGGUAAACCUAAAGAGAAAAGAGAAAAACUUAUUCCAUUUUACCUCGUCUCGCGUGUUUUGCUCUUGGGCCUUGAAACCCGUCUGAGAGCCUCCAAUAACGCCUUCUUAAUAGUUUGUGCAGGUUACAAGAUCUCGCGCUUCACGCAACAAAGUCUCACGCCUAUUUAUCCGCAGAGCUAGAACGGCUACAGAAGCGCACCAUGCGAAUUAUUUUUCCGUUUGUACCAUAUAGCGACGCAUUACAUCUAGCCAACUUGGAGACGCUCUCUCGACGCAGGCAGUCUAUCACAACUAAACUUUUUGAUUCCAUCACUUGUAACUCAGACCAUAAACUGCAUGAGCUCUUGCCACCUCGUACCAAUUUUGAAUCCAAUUUAAGACGAAAGAGGAAUUUUCAUGUCCUUCUGGCUAAGACGAAGAGACUUAAGAACACAUUUAUAGCAACUGUAAUUAAAUUUUUAGCUACUUAUGUGUACAUUUUUCUUAUAUUUUUUUCUCAUAUUUUUAUUAGAUUUUAUUAUUGUAACGAUUAAUCUAAUUCAGCUUUUGGCUGCGAUUUUAAUCAGAAUAAACUAUCUAUCUCUAUCUCGCCUGUGGAUCGAAAACUUCGAUCUGACGCCACCUCACGCUUACGGAUCAUUUCCUCACGACCAGCAGAAACCUUUGAGCUGUUACAGGUUUAACUGAUUCAUUUUCCGACAGAAAAGAUUUA
This is a messenger RNA of Porites evermanni, 6053 nucleotides long. Lineage: Eukaryota; Metazoa; Cnidaria; Anthozoa; Scleractinia; Poritidae. The record is from the annotation of a GenBank genome assembly.